AACUCAACAUAUCAACAGAGUAUCAUCCGGCACAACCGGAAAGUCAAUAUCUCCAUCAUCCUAAGUACCACCCACCCCCGAUCUCCUUCCAACCUCUUAACUAUCAUAUCACACCUCAAGCACACCCGCACCCAAACAAACACCACAAAAUGGGCUCAUCAGACAUCCCACCCCCCUCAGCACCACCAUGGCUCGUCCCUGCAUCAACAGCCUGCCUCUCCCUCGGCAUAACAUUCUGGCUAAUCGCCUACAUCCUCAUGAUCCGCCGCUCACUAGCAACCCACGCGACGCCCGCACCGCUCGUCGCACUGGGUCUCAAUCUAGGAUGGGAGGUAGUCUACGCCUUUGGUGUGUGCGAAGCGCCCAUCGAGACAUACGGUUUCACCCUCUGGCUUCUUCUCGAUAUGGUUGUUCUCUACGCUACGCUCAAAACAGCCCCGAGGUCGUUUGCCUCAAGUCCGCUUAUAGCGAACAACAUCGCGCUGUUGCUGUUCCUCGUUUUUGUGGCGGGUGUCGUGGGUAAUGGGUUGUUUGUGUGGUGGUGGCUUAAGGAGCCGCAUAGAGGGUAUGGCAUCAAAUGGGGCAAGAAUUGGAAGGGUCUUGAGGCGAGAGAUACUACGGAGUUGGCAUAUUGGUCGGCUGGUGUGGCGCAGAUGAUAUUCAGUGUUUCGGCGUUGGCUAUGCUUCUUCAGAGAGGUCACUCUGGUGGACAGAGCUAUGGAAUCUGGUUCUGUCGCUUCGUUGGCACCGUCAUGGGUCUGCCCGUCUCUUGCGGUCUGAUGUGGUGGUACUGGCCCGAGGCUCAUGGCUUUGUUUUCCAUCCUCUUGGUGUCUUUAUCACUGGCACCUCAGUCAUUUGUGAUCUGGCGUACCCCUUUUUGUUGGCCUACGUUCGGACCAGAGAAAAGUUUUUGCCUGACGGAAGUCUGGUAGACGGAAGGCUCGAGACUGAAACCAAGAAGAAGCAGAAGUAAGAGGCGGGAUGACCGAUGAGUCGUUUGGUUGGACAACAACCUGAAAGCCUCACAAGCUAAUGGCUGGUGCAAUUUAAUUUGAUUAGUGAUACAUCCCGUCGCAGAGAUGGUAAGCCACCAGCUGAGGGGGCAACAAGACAGAAGUAAGUGAUGACAUGUCUGGUUUCAGAUGACUUCGUCGAAGUACCAUCGAGGAGUUCCUUGACAUCUUGUACAAUUAUGAUUUGCCCAUUAUACCAAGGAUUACUCGCAAUUAGCAAUGUUCAUCAUAAGCACGAUGUCAAUCCCUCGCUUUCAGCUCGCAUCGCGAUCAAGGACCUCCAAUCCACGCUACGAAGUACAUCUCACGCGCGAUAUCACUUGUGAUAGCCGCUCACAUUGCAACAUCAGAUCCGGGCGCCGGGAAUAUUUCCCCUUUUAUGAUCGAUUCAACAGGGUUAACAACCAAUAAGAGAAUGACGGAAACAUCUCUCAGCCGCUUUAGCUGAGAUCAUAUCGCGUUAAUUGAGCUUAGCUCUCCACAAGAUCUUAUUCUUCUCCUCCAGCCAUAGCGAUUAAACGCAAUGUGAUCUGCGCCCUAUGCAGCCUUCCCUUUAGCGUGACGGGGGUCGUGCCUGAAGGCCUGAAUCGUGGCUUUUUUUGAGAUGUGAUAGCUCCAACGAUGUAAGCCUCGUCCAACAACCAAGUCCUCCCUGGAAACACAAUGAGAAAUGAAAAAAAAGCAACUACUUGUUUGCUCAUCACCUGACCUCGAGACAAUGUGAAGCAUGGCUAUAUCUUUAGUUCGUUAUUCAAGAUCCACAUGUUACGCUGACAUUGAGAACGGGGCUGAGGUUGAGGUGAGCUGGAGCUGGGAUUGGAUGCAGAACCAACGGUUGUGUCGACCAACACACCAAUAGCAGAGCUGCAAGAGAAGCAAACUCGGUGGACACUUGUCUCGCGAUAACCAGUUUUGCACCAAAGAAAAUUCACCGAGUUUGCGAUACGCCAAUCGUAACGCAAUCCAGUAUAUUGGUAACGAAAGAGAGGUCGUCAAUAUUCAG
Molecule: messenger RNA, 2017 nt
Organism: Fusarium verticillioides 7600
Lineage: Eukaryota; Fungi; Ascomycota; Sordariomycetes; Hypocreales; Nectriaceae
Exons: 2
Coding region: 150-974 (274 amino acids)
Molecular function (GO): lyase activity
Source: RefSeq, a predicted model, not a curated record